CGAGACCAGCCGUCGUCACAGGCGAGACAGGUAGGUAUGGCAGAACCGUGGCUCUACCUAGGUACAUGCAAACUAGCCUGGUGAUGGUAUCAACCUUUUUUUGAACUACGUAUCACCAGCUAGAUACAUACUUAGUAUUCCUCACCAGAACAACGACACUCCCGUUUGUCUUCGAUUGGCUGCCAGUGGUUCCCCCAAACUCCUUUUUUUCUCUUCUCUACGAUCCGUUGCCGCCAAAAUGUUCAAUCUUGCGCGUAGCCGGGCUGCGGCUUCUGCCCUGCGCUCCUCCAAGAAUGCUUUUGCUCCUUCCAGGAUACCCGGCAUCGCUCAACAACAGAGAAACUUGAGCAUCCACGAAUUUCGCUCAGCCGACCUCCUGCGACAGUAUGGCGUCGGAGUCCCCAAGGGAUCUAAUGCUACAAGCGCCGCUGAAGCCGAGAAGAUUGCAAAGGAGAUAGGAGGCGAAGACAUGGUCAUCAAAGCCCAGGUUCUUGCUGGUGGUCGUGGAAAGGGUAGUUUCGACAACGGCUUGAAGGGCGGUGUUCGCGUCAUUUACUCGCCUACUGAGGCAAAGAUGUUCGCUGAGCAGAUGAUUGGUCACAAGCUCAUUACCAAGCAGACUGGUGCGGCUGGCCGCCUCUGCAACUCCGUCUAUAUCUGCGAGCGCAAGUUCGCUCGUCGCGAGUUCUACCUUGCCAUCCUAAUGGACCGUGCCUCCCAAGGGCCCGUCAUCGUCUCCUCGUCCCAAGGUGGUAUGGAUAUCGAGACUGUCGCGAAAGAAAACCCCGCCGCCAUCAUUACCACAAACAUCGAUAUCAACAAGGGUGUCACUGACGAGAUUGCCCGGGAUAUUGCUACUAAGCUUGGCUUCAGCGAGCAGUGCAUCGAAGAUGCUAAGGACACCAUCCAGAAGCUCUACAAGAUCUUCCUCGAGAAGGACGCCACCCAGAUCGAGAUCAACCCCCUCUCUGAGACCUCUGACCACCAGGUCCUAUGCAUGGACGCCAAAUUUGGUUUCGAUGACAACGCCGACUACCGGCAAAAGGAGGUCUUCCAAUGGCGUGACACCACUCAAGAGGACCCAGAGGAGGUCCGCGCCGCUGAAUCGGGAUUGAACUUCAUCAAGCUCGAUGGUGACAUUGGCUGCCUGGUUAACGGCGCUGGUCUUGCCAUGGCUACAAUGGACAUCAUCAAACUAAACGGCGGUCAGCCUGCUAACUUCCUUGAUGUUGGUGGUGGUGCCACCCCCGCCGCCAUCAAGGAGGCUUUCGAGCUCAUCACUAGCGACCCCAAGGUGACAGCUAUUUUUGUCAACAUCUUCGGUGGUAUUGUGCGAUGUGACGCCAUUGCUCAUGGUCUCAUCAACACUGCCAAGACCUUGAACCUCAAGGUUCCUAUUAUUGCCCGACUCCAGGGAACGAACAUGGAGCAGGCUCACGAGUUGAUCAACGAAUCCGGAAUGAAGAUCUUCUCGAUCGAUGACCUGCAGAGCGCUGCUGAGAGGUCGGUACAACUGUCUAAGGUUGUAAAGAUGGCUCGUGACAUUGAUGUCGGUGUUGAAUUCAGCUUGGGUAUUUAAAGGACGGCAUAGACACUGGUUGGCUUCGCUGUACUAACUUCGUCAGGAGAAAAUAUCUGACGUGUGCAUUAAGGGAGGGGUUAAUGAAUAGACAGAAUGGGCGGCCACGGACUUUUUUCUCUCUCAUAUACAUGCAUUAUACUCAUGUCUCGUCCUGAAUCCGUUUCAAUGAAUUAUAUUUCCUACAUCCAUGCUUAUGUCAUUUGGCUAUCUCCAAAUUGAUUUUAGAUUGCUUUCUGCACGGGUGAUCACUAAGAUAGGGGCAAGCCUGACCCGGCGGUGUUCUCGACCACGUUUUUAUU
Molecule: messenger RNA, 1881 nt
Organism: Xylaria bambusicola
Lineage: Eukaryota; Fungi; Ascomycota; Sordariomycetes; Xylariales; Xylariaceae
Product: beta subunit of gdp-forming succinate-CoA ligase
Exons: 4
Coding region: 239-1579 (446 amino acids)
Biological process (GO): tricarboxylic acid cycle; succinyl-CoA metabolic process
Cellular component (GO): mitochondrion; succinate-CoA ligase complex
Molecular function (GO): succinate-CoA ligase (ADP-forming) activity; ATP binding; metal ion binding
Source: RefSeq, a predicted model, not a curated record